UAGACGUGAAAAUAAAAAAAUUAGUAGAAUAUUUUAAAUUUAAAUUAAACACAUGAGAAAAUAAAUUUAAAUACAAAAAAAAAAUAAAUUAAAUAAUUAUCAGACAAAAAAAAUAAUAAAUCAAUAAAAUUAAUCCAGUGAUCAAGAUGAUGUGGAAAAUAUCAGUAUUUUUAUCAGUUACCGUGUUUGCUUUUGCAAGUGCUGCUGUCUCAGAUAAUCCGGAAUACAUUUUACAAUGCAGUCGAUCAGAUCCGCAACUGAUACAAUGUCUAACGAAGGCGUUGCAUCAUCUGAGGCCGUACCUGUCAAAUGGAAUUAAAGAAAUUGAGUUGCCCUCUGUUGAACCCUUUAUAAUGGACUCAUUAAGUUUGCAAUUGACGGGGGGACCUCAAGGUUAUCGUAUCAACUUGAAAAACUUGGAGGUGCUAGGUGCGAGUAAUUUUACCGUCAAGAAAAUCAAAUUGAGUGAAAACGACGAGCCCUUUGAAGCCCGAAUCUACAUCCCACGAUUGACGAUUCAAGCCAAAUACACCAGCAGUGGCGUGCUCAUUAUCAUUCCCGCAUCCGGUGGUGGAGAAUUCCAUGCUGUUUUCGAUGGCGUGCACGCUGACUUAAGUGGCAAGGUCUCGACCGAGAAACGCAAUGGCGAAACGUACAUGCAUGUCGACAAAUUAGAGAUGGUUUUGGAUGUGAAGAAGCCAAAAAUGAGCGUUGCCAAGAUUUUCAACAAUAACCGUAUUUUAAAUCAAGCAACAAAUCUCUUCCUCAAAGAAAACGGACACGAAAUUCUUAAAGCUAUGCAACCGCAAUUGCACAAAAAACUUGCUUCGGAAUUCGCUAAAAUAGGAAAUCAAUUGUUGAAGCACGUGCCCAUCGAGAAAUUCUUGACUGAUUAAAUGAAACAAAAUGGGUGUUUGAUUGUUGAUUUUAGUUUAGUUUGUAGGAUUUUUUUUUAUAAUAGGAAAGAUUUUUAUUUAGAGUUAUUUUUUGGUUAAGUAAAUAAAAAAAU
Molecule: messenger RNA, 1009 nt
Organism: Culicoides brevitarsis
Lineage: Eukaryota; Metazoa; Arthropoda; Insecta; Diptera; Ceratopogonidae
Gene: Jhbp1
Product: circadian clock-controlled protein daywake
Exons: 5
Coding region: 147-896 (249 amino acids)
Source: RefSeq, a predicted model, not a curated record